Protopterus annectens (West African lungfish) is the source of this 1412-nucleotide messenger RNA. RefSeq lists its product as uncharacterized. The transcript has 10 exons. The record is from RefSeq and is a predicted model, not a curated record. NCBI's taxonomy places the organism in Eukaryota, Metazoa, Chordata, Ceratodontiformes, Protopteridae. The coding region runs from base 133 to 1368 and encodes 411 amino acids.
AGAGGAUGGCACGUGAAGCUGCAAAAGAAGAAAACUUCGUUACGAAAUGCUACUAAUCCUGAAACGAAAGAAGAAGCUACACAGGUGAAAUCAAAUGUUGACAACAAAGAUGGAAGAACUGCAUACCUACUCAUGUACCUAAAGACGGAUCCAAAUAAAGGCAGCGAAUAUCGACAUGCAAACAAAAGAAAGAACCACGAAGAUGAUGAAAGAAGCACUGGUAAAAAGAGAAAUAAAAUCUGCAAUCAUCAGUCUAAUAGAGGAGCACUGUGGAGGCUGCUUAAUUCCAGGCACAAUGGAAGUUCAUUAGGAAGAAGGCUUUGGAAGUGGAUAUCAAGGCAUGGAAGAUGGUCAGCACAUCAGAGGCAGAAGCAGAAAAAAAGAGAACAAUGCCACAGUCUUCAAGGAGAACUUCAUGAACAAAAGGUGCAGAAAUGCAAGUGGUCCUGCAGGCUUUCUCAAUGGACCAAAGACAUCAUUCAGUCUGAAUUCUCCAAAAGGAUUAACAGCACAGACAGUUGGCAGUGUCAGCAUCAGGGAGCACUGCGGAGGCUGCUUAAUUCCAGGCACAAUGAAAGUUCAUUAGGAAGAAGGCUUUGGAAGUGGAUUUCAAGGCAUGGAAGAUGGUCAGCACAUCAGAGGCAGAAGCAGAAAAAAAGAGAACAAUGCCACAGUCUUCAAGGAGAACUUCAUGAACAAAAGGUGCAGAAACGCAAGUGGUCCUGCAGGCUUUCUCAAUGGACCAAAGACAUCAUUCAGUCUGAAUUCUCCAAAAGGAUUAACAGCACAAACAGUUGGCAGUGUAAACAUCAGGGAGAAGCUGACCAAUUUACAGUGAAUGAAGAGGAGAAGUUAACCAGUGGUGCACCAGAGAACGAUAAAUCAUCCAUUAUGUCCAACAGCGAUGCAUCUAACUAUGUUUCAUCAGAAAAUGAAGAUAAUGACCCCAGUUCUGCCAAUGCUGAGCUGAAGUUACAUUCCCCAGCAGCCAUAAAAUGUGAAGGGCAGCAGAAUGGCAAUGAGCAGAGCCCACACCAGAGCAACGAAAAAGAAAUAGCUGAAGGGCAUCACAAUCAGAGCAGCAAUGAGACACAAAGUACAUCUGGUCAUUGUACAGGUGAAGGCUCCGUCUGCAGAGCAGUACAUACUAAUUACACUCAAUCGCCAUAUGAACUCCUUCUGCACAGUAAACAGACUGUUCCUACCAGUAGACCAUGCAAGCCAACUGUAUCGUCUCCUUACUACGAGCAUUAUAUCCAAAACAUGCAUGACCUCAGCCAACCCUCAUUUUAUCCAAGAAAACAAGGCACGGACUGUGCAAAGGAAAAGUCUGCAUCGCCUUCAUCUAAGUCCAGUGAUCGAAAAUGACUACAUGUGGAACCACUAUAUCAAACAGCAGUAGAUACAGCUCA